Messenger RNA from Diachasma alloeum, 1137 nucleotides. RefSeq names its product carbonic anhydrase. The coding region runs from base 13 to 891 and encodes 292 amino acids. The transcript has 5 exons. Gene Ontology annotation, cellular component: cytoplasm. The record is from RefSeq and is a predicted model, not a curated record. Gene Ontology annotation, molecular function: zinc ion binding; carbonate dehydratase activity. Lineage: Eukaryota; Metazoa; Arthropoda; Insecta; Hymenoptera; Braconidae.
UUUCAAUUCAAUAUGGGAUUAUCACUACCGGAAUUUCUGAUAAUAUGCGGAAGUAUCUUCCUGAUUGGCUUUCUCUUCCUCGAGGUUAUUAAUUGGGGAAAGAUCAUAUCUUCUCUUGGAAGCAAUCACGACUUGGAAGUAACAGUGUUUGAAAACACUGAGGAUGAAGAUGACCGUGAAAGUUUAUCGCGGAAGCACAGCGAGAGUUUCGAAUCCCCGGUGAAUAUCGUACCCCGUCAAGCGGUUGUAAUUGAAAUUUCUGAGCCGCUCAAAUGGAAUGGAUACACGGUGCCGCCAAUUGCGAUGACAAUCUUGAAUAGUGGAGAAACAGUGAUUGUCCAAGGAUUUUGGAAUCGCAACCUAGUUCCAACAAUUUCCGGAGGUCCUUUGAAACACACUUAUCAACUUGAGUCCAUCUCCUUCCGUUGGGGUGUGUCAGAUCAAUCCGGAAGUGAACAUUCCAUCGGUCAAGUCAACUAUCCCCUUGAAAUGCAGCUUCUGCACGUGAAAAAGACCAACUCCUGGGAAAAUACCGAGGAACAUUCGGACGACGUCGAUGCAACCAUCGUGUCAUAUCUCUUCCAAAUAAAAGAAAAUGAUAAUCCACUGCUAGAUCCCAUCAUAAUGAAUCUCUGCAGAAUUCAAAAACCAAAUGACAAGGACUACAUACCCCCAUUUCAGCUGGACACUUUAUUUCCGUUAUUCGAGAGAAAAUUCUACAGUUACAGCGAAAAGUUGAAUCAGCCAUUCGGGGAAAUUGCGACGUGGAUAAUUUAUCCGGAGCCACUGUCUCUCUCCGCAUCUCAAAUGGCUGAACUGAGAACGAUUUCUAAGGGAAACUCUAGACCCAUGAGGACCCUCAGCCCCCAAGAUCUCUACUACCACGAAUAAUUGCUUCAAUUAAAGAACCCAAGUAAUUACAUUUUUACACGAAGAACGAUUUAUUUUCUUACCUUUACACAUGCGUUUAUAUAGUUACAUUUAACCUCUGUCUCAGAGAGAUCCAACCAACACUUAAUGAAACUCUAAAUUCUCUGUACACAUAGAAUACGCAUUAAUCUUCAUCUAUAUUACAGUAAAUCAAAUGCAUUAAAAAAAUCCAGCAUAAUAACUGCUUUAAAAAAAUAUAUGCGCAAU